This is a messenger RNA of Nymphaea colorata (pocket water lily), 1123 nucleotides long. Its product is annotated as protein MODIFYING WALL LIGNIN-1. The record is from RefSeq and is a predicted model, not a curated record. Bases 161 to 943 code for a protein of 260 amino acids. The transcript has 3 exons. NCBI's taxonomy places the organism in Eukaryota, Viridiplantae, Streptophyta, Magnoliopsida, Nymphaeales, Nymphaeaceae.
GAGGCUGCGGUUGCAAGGCAAAAUUGGAUUCUCUCUCUCUCUUUGGUUCUUUAUUACUUGUUGGAUGACGAAGAAUGCAUAAGAACACGAUGGUUGUUAUCGAUCGGUGAGAGGCGGCCGAAGACGGUCUGCAAAUCGAGAGGCCAUCUGGCCGGAAAAAAUGGCGGUUACACAUGCGGACCUCACACCAAGUCGCCGGAAAACAGACCUCGGAAGCAAAUUCGGCACCACCCUCAUGGUGGUCUGUGUCCUCUGCGGCCUCUCCUCCUUCGUUUUCUGCCUCACUGCUGAAUCCAUGAAAAGCGAGGUGACAUGGGUACAAAUGGCACUUGGGCAGGGGCGGAAGGUGGUCUGCCUCUACAGUGGGAGUGGCAGGACUCCAUUCGUCUGUUCACUAGUCUCACUGCUGCUGCUCGCCAUUGCCAUGGGUCUGGAGCAUGGAUACUUGCUGACGGCCAUUACCAAGACCUCCGAUUCCAACCCCGGGCGACCACCAUUGCUGGUGUGGAUGUCAUACUCAUCAACAGCAAAGAGCAUGAAAUGGCAGGCAUUGCUUUUCUUCAUGGGUACCUGGAUCUGCUUUGCAGUAGGGGAAGUCAUUCUUGUGAUCGGCAUUGCUGUGGAGUCCGGGCACCUACACGGCUGGGCAAGGGCUAGAACGGACUGCCUGGUGAUGAGGACGGGACUCUUUGCAGCUGCCGGAGUCUUCGGGUUAACGGCCAUGUUCAUUGUGUGUGCCCUGUAUCUCACAGCACUGCAAGCACAGAAACUUUACGAGAUCGAAGAAAGCGUGCGCCGCGAAAUUCUGGAGGCCUCGAAUGUAUAUGCGUCGCAGCCGCAGGAAUCGGUCGCCGUUACUGUGCCACAAGAUUCUCGAUCUUACGAAGCUGACUGGUCCAUGCAAACAUGCCAAGAUCAUAGGAAGCCUUCAAAUUCUACUUAAAAAGCCGUCUCGUGCGUUUUGUGAUAUCCUUCCUCUCUUCCCUUUUUCUGUUUUUUGUGAAUAUGAUGUAAUUGUUAUACUGUUUAAGAAACAAUCUAAUUGUACCAAAACUAUGGGCGGCUAAGAUUCUUGUUAAAGAAGAAGAACAAUAAUCAAUUAUACCAGUAUCUUUUCUCUACA